AUGCCCUCCCAACUAGGCUGGAUCUGGCCCAAAGACCCCCGCCCCAACAAUCCCACCCACUGGCCCCGUCGCUGGCGCCUCUUCGACAUCCUCACAAACAAAGGACCAGACAUGUACGUCGGCCGCAUAACGCCGAAGCCAAAUAGCAAAAAGUCCGCCCGCCCAACGAGAGAAGAAUGGUCGCGGUGGGGGAGCAACCCUUCCGACCCGGACGCAGACUACAGUCCGCUGCCGUGGAUCAAGCGUCCGGUGGGCGAGAGAUAUGAUUUCCGGACGAGGACGUACCAUGUGCCUGAUCGCGGGACUUGGAGUGCUGUGGAGUAUUGUAAUGGGAGGAGGAUGCGGAGGGGGAAGUGGCUGGGCAGGGAGGAGGUUCAUUGUGUGCCGAGACGGUAUUGGGAUCGGAAUGGGGUGGAGUAUCCGGCUGAGUUUUGGCAUGAUGGGAUUUAUGGGAAGCAUCGGGAUUAG
Penicillium bovifimosum is the source of this 468-nucleotide messenger RNA. RefSeq lists its product as uncharacterized. The coding region runs from base 1 to 468 and encodes 155 amino acids. The record is from RefSeq and is a predicted model, not a curated record. The transcript has a single exon. NCBI's taxonomy places the organism in Eukaryota, Fungi, Ascomycota, Eurotiomycetes, Eurotiales, Aspergillaceae.